Messenger RNA from Aspergillus steynii IBT 23096, 985 nucleotides. Its product is annotated as glycosyltransferase family protein. Gene Ontology annotation, biological process: dolichol-linked oligosaccharide biosynthetic process. Gene Ontology annotation, cellular component: UDP-N-acetylglucosamine transferase complex. The coding region runs from base 68 to 907 and encodes 279 amino acids. Lineage: Eukaryota; Fungi; Ascomycota; Eurotiomycetes; Eurotiales; Aspergillaceae. The transcript has 2 exons. The record is from RefSeq and is a predicted model, not a curated record.
CGACCCUCUCCUCGAUUCUUCAGCUCACGCCCUCUGCAGCCUAUCCAACGGGCUUCUCCCCCGCACGAUGGCGGUAUCCCCGCUCCCACCUGCCCCUCUGGCGCUGGCACUCUUGCUCGGCGGCCUGGGGUGUCUCUUCAUCCUGCUUGCCCGCCAUGUCCUUCCUCGCGCUCUGUCCUCGGUCGUCCCGCCAUGGCGCGCAAGACAUACUCCAACCCACCUUCUGGUCGUCCUCGGGAGCGGCGGACAUACCGCCGAGAUGUUUUCGAUGCUCCGGCGCACGAGGCUCGAUUGCUCGCAGUAUACGUAUCGUACAUAUGUGGUGAGCUCGGGGGAUGACUUUAGUGCGCGAGCGGCGAUUCGGUUCGAAGCCGACCACCCAGGGCCCCAAUCGUCCGCAUCGUACACCAUCGUGACGGUGCCACGCGCGCGUCGCGUGCAUCAGUCCUACGUGACAGCUCCCUUCUCCGUGCUGCAAUGCUUCUACGCCUGUCUGCUGGUCCUAUGCGGGCGCCAUCCCGAUCAGCCACCCUUGCCGCCCUUGCUGGCCUCCCCGUAUCCGGAUCUCGUUCUCACUAACGGUCCUGCCACGGGGGUCUGCGUCAUCCUAGCCGCCAGACUCCUGCGGCUGUAUCAUUCUCUGGUGGCGUCCUUCACGCCCAAGAACCGCCUGCAUGUCGCCAACUCGGCCGACCGAGCAGCGGGCAACCGAUUGCUAAUGCGGGACAGUUGCCAGCUUCGUACAAUCUUUGUAGAGUCCUGGGCGCGAGUGACCAGCUUGAGUCUCUCGGGCAAGCUGCUGCUCCCCUUCGCCGAUCGAUUUCUCGUCCAAUGGCCGGCCCUGGAAGGGAAAAGGGCGUGGAAAGGCAUGAGACCGACGGAGUACGUGGGUACUCUUGUGGAAUGACCAACAGACCGGCCGUCGGUUCCUGUACAGUAUGACGUAUACUUGUAGAUACUACAUGAAUGCAAAAUCCCUGGCUCC